This is a messenger RNA of Medioppia subpectinata, 2002 nucleotides long. NCBI's taxonomy places the organism in Eukaryota, Metazoa, Arthropoda, Arachnida, Sarcoptiformes, Oppiidae. The record is from the annotation of a GenBank genome assembly.
UAUUAUAUAUUUCAAAUAUUAUAUUUCAAUUACAGGUAAAAUAUUUGCAAUGUCAGGUCCAAACGGAACCGGAAAGACCACAUUAAUGCGUGUAAUAUUAGGACAAUUAAAAUUAACAUCGGGCAAAAUUAAGGUUUUUGAAAAUAAACCUGGUUCAGUGGGUUCGGGUAUUCCCGGACCGGGUGUCGGGUAUAUGCCUCAGGAGUUGGCGUUAUUUGAUUAUUUCACAAUCGGAGAAAUACUUAAUUAUUACGGAAUGAUAUAUCACAUGACACGCGAGGAAAUUGACGAAAGCGUUAAUAAUUUACGAGAAAUAUUGCAUUUACCGAAAAAUUCUCGACUAAUUAGUCAAUUAAAUGGUGGACAACAGCGCCGGGUGUCGAUCGCCAUAACAAUGUUACACAAACCCAGACUCGUUAUAUUGGAUGAGCCCACUGUUGGUGUGGACUCUUUGCUCAGGCAUAGGAUAUGGCAAUACUUGAAAGAUAUGUGCGAGAAAUACGGCCAAACAGUGAUAAUAACGACCCAUUAUAUAGAAGAGGCCCGGAGUGCACAUAACGUGGCGUUUAUGAGAUCCGGAGCUGUAUUGAGACAAUCAAAUCCCCAACAAUUGAUGGAUGAAUACGAGUGCCCGACACUGGAGGACGUGUUCCUACAGUUGUGUCACUUAAAUGAUAACAACGUUGCUUUAAGUCAAGAUCUGAAAUCCAAUAACAAUACAAACAAUGGUUUAAACAAUAAAAUUUUGACAACAAGUGAAAUAAAAAUUUACUACAAAAAUAAUUUAUUCGUUGAUUGGCAACGAAUGAAAGCAAUGCUUAUAAAGCAAUGGAUUGCAAUUAAAAGUCGACCGUUAUUUGUGUGCGCAUAUUAUUGUCUGAUCAUUAUAUCUAUGACAUCGUUGCACUUGAUAUUUGGCCAGGAUAUUAAACACAUGCCGGUUGGGGUAUAUAAUAGCAAUCAAAUUGAUGUUAAUCAAACAUCAUUAUCCAAUUUAAUUAUUGAUUCAAUAAAUCCCCAAAAUAUGCGUUUAACUCAUUACCCGUCGAUUGAUAGCGCCGUUCAGUCGGUAACAAAUGGUGACAAUUAUUUGGCGCUUGAAUUUCGAGACAACUUUUCCGACAGUUUUGAGAUGCGAGUGACUGAAAUGUUUGACGCCAGCGAUGAUGUCGUUGAGCAAAGUCUUAUACAUCUAUAUGUAGACAUUUCAAACCCACAAAUGUACGCCAUGAUGGUUAGAUACCUUUUGGAGGGAUUUGUUAUAUUCAGUAAAAAAUUGGGCCAAAUUGUAAACAAUAUGAAUAUUUACGACCAAAUGAACGCAAUUAGAGUUAUCGAAGUAUUUAACGGCGAUUUAUGCAAACCUUUGGCCACAUUUAUGUUUGUCGGACCACAAUUGAUGAUAUUUGUAGAGUUUAGUUGGGGUUUGAUUCUAUCGGCAUUCAUCAUGAUAAGUGACAAAUCGUCAAACAUAAUGAACCGGGUGUUUGCGGCCGGUGUCACUGAGUACGAGUAUAUGGGCGCCCAUAUAUUCAUCAACGUGAUCAUUAAUUUAGUUCAGGUCAUAUGUGCGAUGAUUGUUGUGUUUGUUGCGUUUACCGUUCAACAAUCGGGAAGUUAUUGGGAAAUAUUCUUGUUUUUAUUCAUGGAAAAUAUGGCGGGCACUUUCAUCGGUUUAUUACUCGCGGUCAUUUUCGGCGAUCCCUUUUCAGUUAUAGUUUGCGUAAUGGGACUUAUAUUUCCCCUGCUAUUCAUAUCUGGUAUUUUUUGGCCACUUGAGGCCAUUCCUCAUAUGUAUAGGUUUAUAAACUACAUAAAUCCGGUGACCUAUCCCAUUCAAUCCAUCCGUAAUAUAAUGGCCCGUGGUUGGACAUAUCAACACCCAGAUGUUUACUAUGGUUAUUUGAUAAAUAUUACAAUUAUUGUUGUUUCAUUUCUCUUAAGUCUAGCAUUAUUUAAACGCAAUUCCAACAAAUAUUGGUCUAUUAAUAAAUGGUUAAAG